Megalops cyprinoides (Indo-Pacific tarpon) is the source of this 3019-nucleotide messenger RNA. Its product is annotated as SWI/SNF-related matrix-associated actin-dependent regulator of chromatin subfamily A containing DEAD/H box 1B-like. The coding region runs from base 11 to 2989 and encodes 992 amino acids. Lineage: Eukaryota; Metazoa; Chordata; Actinopteri; Elopiformes; Megalopidae. The record is from RefSeq and is a predicted model, not a curated record. The transcript is spliced from 23 exons. Gene Ontology annotation, cellular component: nucleus. Gene Ontology annotation, molecular function: ATP-dependent chromatin remodeler activity; ATP binding; ubiquitin binding.
GUCGGUAACGAUGCAUGAAUACAAAACCUCAGCUAGUCCUGACUCGGAACAGGAGAAUAACAUAAUAUCAGUUCCAGAAACUCCUGAAAGCAAACGUCCAUCUGGGGCUGGGGCAAAGAUCGGGAGAGAAGUGGUCGUCCUGGACUCCGACUCAGACGACGCAAUCUCAGGGGUAUUAUUGACGGGGAAGGUCAAGACAGCACAAAGGUGCGUGGAGUCAGAUGUGGAGGAGGUGAUUGUAUUAUCAGAUGAGGAGGAAGAGGGUGAGCCACCAGAGGUGAAACCAGCUUCACGGCAGAGAUUCUUCCCACACAGAGGGAGGAAUAAGCCCGAGGUAGUAAGGAGCACAAGUUCUUUGGAUGCAUCUGCAGCUUCUCGUGUGAUACAUUUAGGAGAUCACGAGUCAGCCCUUAAGCGGAAGCAAAAUGGAUCCAGCGGUGGCUCCCAGGACAGUAGUGUUUUUCACAUGAUUAAAAAGAGAAGAGAUUCUGUGACAGAUGACUCUGAGGAAGAGGGGCCAGAGCCAAGCUGGAAAAAUCAGGAAGACAUGGUGAGGCGACUGCAGAGAAAAUUCCCCACCCUGGACAAGGAGGAGCUUAGGGAUGUGCUCCAGGAGCAUGACUGGCUCUUCGAAGACACUCUGGAGGCACUACGCAUGUUUUCGGAUCCAGUUGAAGACUCCAGCUUACCUGAACGUGAUCGGGAGAAAUCUAGAAACUCUGAGGACACUGAACUUUCUACCCCGUCUGAACACACAUUAGAUACAGAGUUAACUGGAGACUGUAGAAAUGCAGGAGAAAGCAGAGAGGGGAGCAUCCACGAGGGCAGGCUCUCUGGUCCUGCAACAUGGCCGACAGCUAAAGAUCCACCAUCAUCCUCCUCUGCAGUACACAAUCAACACACAGUCAAAAAGGUCAGCACAGUGAUGCCCAGGGUAUCAAAGAGAAAGAGGCGAAAGAUAAUGCCAGAACAAGACAGCAGCUCGGAGCAUGGCAGCUUGGUCAGCAGUGAAGCAGAGGAAGAGGAAUUUUCCGGAAACUCAGACUCUGACACAGAUGACAGUGUGGACUGUAAACUGAAGGCUCAGAUUCUUGGAUUCUUCCAGGAGGCAUCAGUUGACGAGAUGUCACUCAUUGCUGGAUGUUCUGUAAAGAAGGCCAAGAAGAUAGUGGAGCUGAGGCCUUUCACUACUUGGCAAGAUUUGUGUGAGUCAUUCCACAAGGGGAACGGCCUGUCCUCUGAACUGCUGUGGGGAUGCCGUGUGGUGCUGAAGGAGCGGGAGGUGGUGCUAGGCCUGAUGACCAAGUGCGAGAACAUUGGAAAAAAGAUGAUGAAGACGGUGACACAAAUCACAGAGGGAGCGCUGGGCUCCACCAAGCAGCCAGAAAUCCUGAGUAACAAGUUCCAGUUGAAGCCAUACCAGCUGAUUGGUCUGAACUGGCUGCUUAUGCUGUAUCAAAACAACCUGAAUGGUAUCCUCGCAGAUGAGAUGGGUUUGGGGAAGACCGUCCAGGCCAUCUCCUUCUUGGCCAGUCUAUACGAAGAGGCUAUUUAUGGCCCACACCUCAUCACUGUGCCUGCCUCAACCCUGGAUAACUGGGUUCUGGAGCUGAAUCAAUGGUGUCCUGUCCUAAAGGUUCUGGUCUACCGUGGGUCUUCUGAGGAGCGCAGAUACCUUCGACACACAAUUCUCAACAAGCAGGUAGACUUCAACGUAAUUGUGACCACGUACAGUUUGGCGAUUGGAACGGACAGUGACCGCAGUCUGUUUCGGAAGCUCAAGCUGCAUUAUGCCGUGUUUGACGAGGGACACAUGCUGAAGAACAUGAAUUCACUGCGUUAUCGUCACCUCAUGGCCUUCAACGCCAAACAUCGAUUGCUCCUCACCGGCACCCCUUUGCAGAACAACCUCCUGGAGCUCAUGUCUCUCCUCAACUUCAUCAUGCCCACCAUGUUCUCCAGCAGCACCUCGCAGAUCUCCAAGAUGUUCUCCAUGAAGUCCUCAGAGGAGCAGAGUACAUAUGAGAGGGAGAGGAUCGCUCAAGCCAAACUCAUACUGAAACCUUUCAUCCUGAGGCGUGUCAAGAGUGAGGUCCUGAAACAAUUGCCUGCCAAGGAAGAGCGUGUGGAGUUCUGUGCCAUGAGUGAGAAGCAGGAACUGCUCUACGCUGCCUUAUUCCAAAAGCUGAAAGGCACCACCAUGGGAGAAAAGCGGGAGCUCAGUAAUGUGAUGAUGCAGCUGAGGAAGAUGGCAAAUCACCCCCUGCUGCACCGGCAGUACUACACCACUGAGAGACUGGCAGCCAUGAGCCACCUCAUGCUUCAGGAGCCGACGCACCGUGAUGCAAACCCUGCGCUAAUCCAAGAGGACAUGGAAGUGAUGUCAGACUUUGAGCUGCACCGCCUUUGCCUGCAGUACCCUGCUCUGCACAGCUUCCAGCUUCACACUGACCUGCUGCUCGACUCUGGCAAGUUCACCUUGCUAACCCAACUGCUGGCCUCCCUCAAGGAGAAGGGUGAUCGGGUUGUGCUUUUUAGCCAAUUCACCAUGAUGCUGGACAUUGUGGAGGUUCUGCUGAAACACUUAGGCCAUUGCUAUCUGCGACUGGAUGGCUCGACGCCAGUGGCCAAUCGGAUUGUACUCAUCAACAAUUUCAACACAGAUACUGACAUCUUUGUGUUCCUGCUGUCAACAAGAUCUGGGGGCCUGGGCAUCAACCUCACCUCUGCUAAUGUGGUCAUACUACAUGACAUUGACUGCAACCCCUACAAUGACAAGCAGGCUGAGGACCGCUGCCACCGGGUUGGUCAGACCAGAACAGUUAAGGUGAUUAAGCUAAUCAGCAAGGAUUCCAUUGAGGACUGCAUGCUGCGUGUGGGCCAGAAGAAGCUCAAACUGGAGCGCGACAUGACUGCUUCUGAGGAGGGUGAGGAGGGCUCUAUGCCUGAGGACAUGGGAUCUCUGCUGAAGGCUUCUCUGGGACUGUAACUGCUCCAGACUCUCCCAGCUCCCACAGAC